Musa acuminata AAA Group (dessert banana) is the source of this 2328-nucleotide messenger RNA. RefSeq names its product polyubiquitin-like. The transcript has 2 exons. Gene Ontology annotation, cellular component: cytoplasm; nucleus. The coding region runs from base 84 to 2141 and encodes 685 amino acids. NCBI's taxonomy places the organism in Eukaryota, Viridiplantae, Streptophyta, Magnoliopsida, Zingiberales, Musaceae. The record is from RefSeq and is a predicted model, not a curated record. Gene Ontology annotation, biological process: protein ubiquitination; modification-dependent protein catabolic process. Gene Ontology annotation, molecular function: ubiquitin protein ligase binding; protein tag activity.
CUCUCCUCGGCCUUCGACGACUCCAUCCUCGCUCAUCUUAAUCCUCUCUCAAGGUCUAGGGAUACCAACGAAGGCCGCUCAAGAUGCAAAUCUUUGUCAAAACUCUCACUGGAAAGACGAUCACCCUUGAGGUUGAAUCCUCUGACACAAUCGACAAUGUCAAAGCCAAGAUCCAGGAUAAGGAGGGAAUACCCCCGGACCAGCAAAGGUUGAUAUUUGCUGGCAAGCAACUUGAGGAUGGCCGCACCCUUGCUGACUACAACAUCCAAAAGGAGUCCACCCUCCACCUUGUACUCCGCCUCCGUGGUGGCAUGCAAAUCUUUGUCAAAACUCUCACCGGAAAGACCAUCACCCUUGAGGUUGAAUCCUCUGACACCAUUGACAAUGUCAAGGCCAAGAUCCAGGACAAGGAAGGCAUUCCCCCGGAUCAGCAAAGGCUCAUCUUCGCUGGCAAACAGCUCGAGGAUGGCCGCACCUUGGCCGACUACAAUAUCCAGAAGGAGUCGACCCUCCACCUUGUGCUCCGUCUCCGUGGUGGCAUGCAGAUUUUUGUUAAGACACUUACUGGUAAGACCAUUACCCUUGAGGUUGAGAGCUCGGACACCAUAGACAAUGUCAAGGCCAAGAUCCAGGACAAGGAAGGCAUUCCCCCAGAUCAGCAAAGGCUCAUCUUCGCUGGCAAGCAGCUCGAGGAUGGCCGUACCUUGGCCGACUACAAUAUCCAGAAGGAGUCCACCCUCCACCUUGUGCUCCGUCUCCGUGGUGGCAUGCAGAUUUUUGUUAAAACACUCACUGGGAAGACCAUCACUCUGGAGGUUGAGAGCUCGGACACCAUAGACAAUGUCAAGGCCAAGAUCCAGGACAAGGAAGGCAUUCCCCCAGAUCAGCAAAGGCUCAUCUUCGCUGGCAAGCAAUUGGAGGAUGGCCGUACCUUGGCUGACUAUAAUAUCCAGAAGGAAUCUACCCUCCACUUGGUGCUCCGUCUCCGUGGUGGCAUGCAGAUUUUUGUUAAGACACUUACUGGUAAGACCAUUACCCUUGAGGUUGAGAGCUCGGACACCAUAGACAAUGUCAAGGCCAAGAUCCAGGACAAGGAGGGCAUUCCCCCGGAUCAGCAAAGGCUCAUCUUCGCUGGCAAGCAGCUCGAGGAUGGCCGUACCUUGGCCGACUACAAUAUCCAGAAGGAGUCCACCCUCCACCUUGUGCUCCGUCUCCGUGGUGGCAUGCAGAUUUUUGUUAAGACACUUACUGGUAAGACCAUUACCCUUGAGGUUGAGAGCUCGGACACCAUAGACAAUGUCAAGGCCAAGAUCCAGGACAAGGAGGGCAUUCCCCCGGAUCAGCAAAGGCUCAUCUUCGCUGGCAAGCAGCUCGAGGAUGGCCGUACCUUGGCCGACUACAAUAUCCAGAAGGAGUCCACCCUCCACCUUGUGCUCCGUCUCCGUGGUGGCAUGCAGAUUUUUGUUAAGACACUUACUGGUAAGACCAUUACCCUUGAGGUUGAGAGCUCGGACACCAUAGACAAUGUCAAGGCCAAGAUCCAGGACAAGGAGGGCAUUCCCCCGGAUCAGCAAAGGCUCAUCUUCGCUGGCAAGCAGCUCGAGGAUGGCCGUACCUUGGCCGACUACAAUAUCCAGAAGGAGUCCACCCUCCACCUUGUGCUCCGUCUCCGUGGUGGCAUGCAGAUUUUUGUUAAAACACUCACCGGGAAGACCAUCACUCUGGAGGUUGAGAGCUCGGACACCAUAGACAAUGUCAAGGCCAAGAUCCAGGACAAGGAAGGCAUUCCCCCAGAUCAGCAAAGGCUCAUCUUCGCUGGCAAGCAAUUGGAGGAUGGCCGUACCUUGGCUGACUAUAAUAUCCAGAAGGAAUCUACCCUCCACUUGGUGCUGAGGCUCAGGGGAGGGAUGCAAAUUUUUGUGAAAACCCUCACGGGGAAGACCAUCACUCUGGAGGUUGAGAGCUCGGACACUAUCGACAAUGUGAAGGCAAAGAUACAGGACAAGGAGGGAAUCCCACCAGACCAACAGAGGCUGAUCUUUGCGGGUAAGCAGCUCGAGGAUGGGCGCACACUGGCAGACUAUAACAUCCAGAAGGAAUCCACUCUUCACCUGGUCCUUCGUCUCCGCGGUGGCCAGUGAACUUCCAGCAUUUGCUGCUAUUAGUGUGAUGCUCCUCUAGUCUUCUGGUGUCUGAUGUUUAUGUUUGAAGUUUAGUACUAGUCGGUCCUGUAUUUGGAUGGUAUGUUCUGAUAUGCUGGAGUGUUGCAUCUAUAAUUAAUGGAAUAAAAGGUGAGCCUCACCACCUUGUGUUGAGGAUUUAUGAUUA